Volvox carteri f. nagariensis is the source of this 522-nucleotide messenger RNA. RefSeq lists its product as uncharacterized. Lineage: Eukaryota; Viridiplantae; Chlorophyta; Chlorophyceae; Chlamydomonadales; Volvocaceae. The transcript is spliced from 3 exons. The annotation marks the transcript as partial. The record is from RefSeq and is a predicted model, not a curated record.
UAUGCGAUCUGCAAGCAUAUGCCAUAUGCUAUCUGCAAGCAUAUGCCAUAUGCGAUCUGCAAGCAUAUGCCAUAUGCGAUCUGCAAGCAUAUGCCAUAUGCGAUCUGCAAGCAUAUGCCAUAUGCGAUCUGCAAGCCUAUGCCGUCUGCAAGCAUAUGCGAUCUGCAAGCAUAUGCCGUAUGCGAUCUGCAAGCAUAUGCCAUAUGCGAUCUGCAAGCAUAUGCUCAUAUGCCACAUUCGAUGUGCAAGCAUAUGCGAUAUGCAAGCAUAUGCGAUCUGCAAGCAUAUGCAAUCUGCGAGCAUAUGCCACAUGCGAUCUGCAAGCAUAUGCCACAUUCGAUCAUAUGCGAUCUGCAAGCAUAUGCGAUCUGCAAGCAUAUGCCAGAUGCGAUCUGCAAGCAUAUGCCACAUUCGAUGUGCAAGCAUAUGCGAUAUGCAAGCAUAUGCGAUCUGCAAGCAUAUGCAAUCUGCAAGCAUAUGCCACAUUCGAUGUGCAAGCAUAUGCGAUAUGCAAGCCUAUGC